AGAAAUAAAACGCGCCGCUCGCAAGUCGUGACGGGCAUUGAAAAGCAGCCACCAGGGCCGAGUAAGCCGACCUUCCAGCAACAAACGUAGCCUCGCAGCCAUGGCAGCCACGCUUCCAGUCUUCGUCGUCGUCGUCUUCGCCCUGGUUCUCGCGUCCAGCCGGGCCAACGAAUGCGUAUCCAAGGGCUUCGGCUGUCUCCCGCAAUCAGACUGUCCACAGGAGGCUCGCCUGAGCUACGGGGGAUGCUCGACCGUCUGUUGUGACUUGUCAAAACUGACCGGCUGCAAAGGCAAGGGAGGCGAGUGCAACCCGCUCGACCGCCAAUGCAAAGAACUGCAAGCUGAAAGCGCAUCCUGCGGAAAGGGCAAGAAGUGCUGCGUCUGGCUCCACUAAACAAAUUUCGUCAACGUUCGGUGCCUCUUAUUGGGGUGGCGCACAACGUCGUCGUGGAUCACGAGGAUAUUGCACCGAGUUGCAAAUAAAGGUGACCAAUAAAAA
Molecule: messenger RNA, 499 nt
Organism: Rhipicephalus microplus (southern cattle tick)
Lineage: Eukaryota; Metazoa; Arthropoda; Arachnida; Ixodida; Ixodidae
Product: carboxypeptidase inhibitor
Biological process (GO): blood coagulation; negative regulation of endopeptidase activity
Molecular function (GO): metalloendopeptidase inhibitor activity
Source: RefSeq, a predicted model, not a curated record